AUGCUCACAACGAAAAACCUGAUCCGUUCCGGCACGACCAGACCUGUUUCCUUCAAGAUUUCGCCUUCGACAACCGCUUUGGCUGCGCAGAAAAGAACAAAUGUCACAUUGCCUUUCACUCUUCCUGCUGCCAGAAAUGAGGCCAAUCCAACAUAUGUCAAAGGCUCUCCUGAGCGAGUUAGGGUAGAAAAAGCCCUCAAAAAGCUCCGGUCAGAGCUCCCGGUGAAGAGCGGAAUCUUCUACGAUGGCAGAAGCCAGAAGAUCUCUAGCUCCGACGACCAGGUGAUGCCGUCGGAGCACCAGAAGAUCUUCACAAACUACCCGCUCGCGACGAGGGACCAAAUCUCAGCAGCAAUCGAGGCGGCCCUCGGCGCGAAGAAAGAAUGGGAGGAGACUCCAUUUGUCGACAAGGCGGCCAUCUUCCAGAGGGCAGCCGAGCUGGCGACGGGUAAGUACCGCUAUGAGCUCAUUGCGGCCACGAUGUUGGGCCAGGGCAAAAAUGUCUGGCAGGGCGAAAUCGACGCGGCUGCCGAGCUUGCUGACUUUUUCCGCCUAAACUGUCACUAUGCGGCUGAGCUUCAUGCGCGGCAGCCCACACGUGGCUCCGACGGUAUUUGGAGUCGCCUCGACUACCGCCCUCUCGAAGGCUUCGUCUACGCUGUGUCGCCCUUCAACUUCACCGCCCUCGGAGGAAGCCUGGUGUCUGGUCCAGCACUGAUGGGCAACGUCGUGCUCUGGAAGCCCUCACAGUACAGCAUCUAUGCCAGCCAGAUCGUUUACAACAUUCUCUUAGAGGCCGGUUUGCCGCCCAACGUCGUCCAAUUUGUUCCAGGUGACGCCGAGACAGUCACCGACGUUGCGCUCAGCCACCAUGACUUUGCUGGCCUCAACUUCAUUGGGUCUUCGGACAUCUUCCGGUCUUUGUACGGCAGAAUCGGCGAAGGUAUCGCGAAGAAGACAUAUCGCGAGUUCCCCAGAGUGGUCGGUGAGACUAGCGGCAAGAACUUCCACCUCGUCCACAACACCGCCGACAUUCCCAGCGUCGUAAACCACACCAUCCGUGGCGCUUUCGAGUACCAAGGCCAGAAAUGCUCGGCCACAUCCCGAGCUUACGUCCCUGAGUCUCGUGCAGAAGAGUUCAUUUCCCUUCUGAAAGCCGGCGUCAAGGGCGUCACGAUGGGCAGCCCAGAUGGCGACAUGGGCGCCUUCAUGGGUCCCGUGGUUCACCGUCGAUCAUUCGACAAGAUAAAGUCCAUCAUUGACGCUGCAAACAAAGAUUCUUCUUUGAAGCUGCUUGCUGGUGGGACCUACGACGACUCGGUUGGUUUCUACAUCAGCCCAACGGUCUACCAAGCCGACUCGCCCGACCAUAAGUUGUUCAACGAAGAGAUCUUCGGGCCCGUCUUGACCAUCCACGUGUACAAGGACGCAGAUUGGACCAACGUCUUGAAGAGCGUCGACCAGAACGGCGGUGGAUUAGCUCUCACCGGCGCCGUCUUCGCCACGGACCGUCGUGCCAUUCGAGAGGCCGAAGAUGCCCUCCGGUACUCGGCUGGCAACUUUUACAUCAACUGCAAGACCACGGCUGCUCUCAUCGGCCAGCAGUCGUUCGGCGGUGCUCGUGCCAGUGGCACCAAUGAUAAGGCAGGUAGUUCCGACAUUCUGCGCCGCUUCACCAGCCCGAGGAUGAUCAAGGAGGAGUUUUUCCCUCUGGAGGAGUUCAAGUACCCCAGCAACGAUUGA
This is a messenger RNA of Verticillium alfalfae VaMs.102, 1743 nucleotides long. RefSeq names its product delta-1-pyrroline-5-carboxylate dehydrogenase. Gene Ontology annotation, molecular function: L-glutamate gamma-semialdehyde dehydrogenase (NAD+) activity. Gene Ontology annotation, cellular component: mitochondrial matrix. The record is from RefSeq and is a predicted model, not a curated record. The transcript is spliced from 4 exons. Lineage: Eukaryota; Fungi; Ascomycota; Sordariomycetes; Glomerellales; Plectosphaerellaceae. The coding region runs from base 1 to 1743 and encodes 580 amino acids.